AUGAGCCUGGGCACCAAGAAUGAACAAUGGACUCGUUGGCUCGACUCCUAUCUGCCCAAUAACAUCACCACUCUCCCGCUCGAGGCCAUCCCCUUCGCCCCUCACCCUUUCUGCAACGAUGUCCCGCUCAUGAUCCACGUCUGGGACUUCCCCGGCCCUGGUGACUGCAAGCCCGACGAGGAGACGGCUGCACGCGACAUAGACGACUGGCGUAUGGUUCCUCGCCCCUUCUGGCCUGACCACUCCAAGCUCUCUGAUUUUUCCAAUUUUGGAGCCGCUCUCCUGCUUGCGAGGAUGAAGAGGGGCUUCGAUCAGGGCGAAGGGGAGGGCGAAUGGCACGAGAGGCUGGAGAAGGCUGUGGGACUUGGGAUGAAGGAGGCACUGAGGGAGUACUUUCCCAACAUUCCUGGCUACCUUGUUCACUGGCCGAACCAGGGCAUUCUCAUCGACUGGAUCAUAGGCGUGGCGCGCAACAACCACCUGGGUGCACUCAUCCUCACCCGUCUGGCUCAGCGCGACUUCCUCCAUCCCAGCGUCAAAGCCUACCUUCUGUCCACGGACCUCAAGCCCCUUCUGCCUCCCGCUGAGCCCAUCAUCACAGCCACAGCAGAAUAUGAGCGCACGAAGGGUCGCAGAGCCAAGCAGCGCAUCCUCGCUGUCCUUCAAAAACGACUGCAAGACCUGAAAGCGGCUCUGCGCGGGCAAGGAGAUCUGGCUUUACCCCUGCUCACGGCAAGCUGGACCAAGCCGGAUCUCAUGGAGGUGUUCAUGUCCAUGAUGAGUGCUUUGAACAAGGUUGUAGGUAGCCAAGCGACACGACUCGACGCGUCAUCUCUCAAGAUUGUCCUGGGUGCCGUCUCUUCUCUCACACUCCUCGACCCAAAUGUUCAUGGCGAAGAUGCGGGCAACGGCGAACUAGCUGCCUCCUUCGCGGAAGCAUUGCGCCUGUCCCAGCAACCAUGGCCACCAUCGGAGAACCUCGGCUGCCUCCGACAAGGGGACUUGACAGACCUCGCCCGCGAAGUUGACGAUCUCGUGGCGCGGCUACGUUCCCGUAAGCUCCGCGCCCUCCUCUUUCCGAUCUGGAUGAGGCCUGAAGAGCUAAGGAACCAUACUGACUUCAAGCGUGAGAUGUUUGUAGAGUACUACCAGAGGGCCGAUAUGAUCUAUUAUGAUCUGGCCCUCAAAGAAUGGUCGGAUGAUCUGCCAGAGACAAUGCGGUCACGCGAACAGCCUCCUGCCAUCUUCAAGGAUCGAGUCACGGCGCUGAUCAGCUUCAUAUGGCACUCGCGCGCUAGCUUUCAAGACAUGAAGGAGCACUUGGAACGCAUUGCAGCAUACGAGUCUCCAAAGAAUGAGCCGCUUCCUUGUCUCGACAUCUCUCGAGCGACCAUCGACAGCCUGGUAGCAGAUCUCGGCGCGCGUGCAAGACAUUAUCCUCCUCAGCUCAAUGCUGCUCAGAGAGAGCGCUACACCGAGGCCAAGCGCAAGUACGACAUCUACAUCACCAUCCGGGCUAGAAGCUUGGAGAACUACAACACCGGCAUCGAUCGCACACCCGCCCCUCUUCGCCAGAGGUAUUACGAAUACAUCGAUCCUUGGGGACCGCCAUGGCUCAGAAUCAACAACGAGUGGUUGGCGGCGCAAGGGGCCGAACCAAUCGUUGCAAUACGUCAAGCGAUGCUUCAGCUUGCUGAAGAACUGAUUCAGCUGAGGCAUGAGCUGGAACGAGUCUUGACCGGGGAAGCGCUUGAUCGUGAGUGGCGAGCAGCGGCUCAGGGUGGUACCGCAUGCGCGAGGCGCUGA
Molecule: messenger RNA, 1806 nt
Organism: Jaminaea rosea
Lineage: Eukaryota; Fungi; Basidiomycota; Exobasidiomycetes; Microstromatales
Exons: 8
Coding region: 1-1806 (601 amino acids)
Source: RefSeq, a predicted model, not a curated record